CUCUCUCUCUCUCUCCCUCUCUCUCUCUCUCUGGCAUUACACAGAGAGCACAGUUCUUCAAUGGGCGUCUCUGCGCAAUGCUGAAUUUGCGAUUUUUCUGGAAUUAAUUACCGAGAAUCAGAAAUGCUGGAGUGCUUAAUCGAUGGAAGGGGAGUCUGACCUUCCGGCGGAAGAGAAAUUCCUCAACCCCAAUUCGAGCCGUCCGAUCAACAUCAACACAGACUCCAACAAUCUCAGCCGUUCCUUCAACACAACCUCCACCUGCACCUCGACGACGUCGUCUUCUUCAUCUUCCCCUCCGGACUUGGUCCGCCAAGUUCAAGCUGCUUUCAAACGACACCGUCCCCUAGGUAUGAUGCAGCCAAAUGUGAUUAGGCCAAGGCGAAUUUUGGUUGCUCAGCGAGGAACUUCGAAAGAAUCAAAUGUAAAACCUCAUUCAGCAAUUGAUGUCAAUAAAAGCAAAGAGGAUAUUCCGCAAAGUCACAAAUCGAGGGGCACCGUUCCACAUUCCAAAUCCAGUGUCUUUGUUCGUGGAGAGAAUAAAGAUGAUAAAUCAAAUACUCCACCUCCAGAAUUGGGUGCCACUGUGAAUGCGCGUGAAGAAAAUUUUGAGCCAAUCAAAUCUCAGAUAGAUUUACCCAGGCUCGAUGAUGCAGUUGCUUCGUCGAGUGUGGAACCUGAGAAUGUUGUAGAUGAGUUGCAAAGGAAGGUUGACUCUUCCGUGGAGAACAUUACCACAUCUCGCGAAAUCGAAUUGGAAACGGGCAAUCAAGUGAAGAAUUCAUCUGUUGAUAAUCAAGGCCGACAGCAUCAUAAUUUCCAGAGCAUGGAAAUGGAUAAAAAUGUCAGACCCGAGGGAGAAAAUUCAUCUCUGUUGGUUAGAACAACGAUGGGUGCUCAAGAUAAGCUCAACCAGUUCGGAAACUUUUUACAGAAUGAUUUGAGCAAUGCAAUAACUCAAUCAUCAGUAAUUGGAUCUUCUUGUAUUACAACAUUAAUGAACUCAAAAACCUAUUCCUCCCAGCCUAAAAUGGAUGUUGUGCAGCCAUCUUCUGGUGGAGUGUUAUCUAAUCAGUCAGCUGUGAGCUCCGUUUAUGCAACAUCAAUGGAAGUUGAGAAAUCUUUAGCCCCAUCAAAGGAGCCGCAGAGUAGUUUGCCUCGAGAUUAUAAUAAUGCCAAAGAUUCUUCUCAUGAAGUUAAUGAUUCAGUCAAAGAAAGCACGAUCGACUUAAAAUCUCAGCCUCCAUCUUCAAAGGUGGUACCUUCGUCAGAUGUAAAAUCAGAAAAUUCCAAGCCAGAGAAAUUAGAAAGAGGUACAACUGGUAAAGCAGCUUCGACAUCUCGUAGUAGAAAAGGUUAUGAUCCUGACUUGUUUUUCAAAGUCAACGGUAAGCUAUAUCAAAGACUCGGCAAGAUAGGUAGUGGUGGGAGUAGUGAGGUCCACAAAGUCAUAUCAUCAGAUUGCACAAUUUAUGCCUUGAAGAAGAUUAAACUUAAAGGCCGUGACUAUGCCACAGCAUAUGGAUUCUGCCAAGAAAUCGGAUACUUGAAUCGACUGAAGGGGAAGAGCAACAUUAUUCAGCUCAUUGAUUUUGAGGUGACAGAUAAGGCUCUGCUUCAAGAAGUGAUGAACGGUUCCAUGAGUAAUAAAGAUGGCAGGCUCAAAGAUGACGCGUAUAUAUACAUGGUACUUGAAUAUGGAGAAAUCGAUUUAGCACACAUGCUCUCUCAUAAAUGGAAAGAACUGGAUGGUUCUGAUUCAUUCAUCGACGAGAACUGGCUCAGAUUUUAUUGGCAGCAAAUACUUCUAGCCGUAAGCACCAUUCACGAGGAACGCAUUGUGCAUUCUGAUCUAAAGCCAGCAAAUUUUCUUCUAGUGAGGGGUUCACUAAAGCUAAUUGAUUUCGGAAUCGCCAAAGCUAUCAUGAGUGACACAACAAACAUUCAACGAGACUCGCAGGUGGGAACACUAAGUUACAUGUCACCAGAAGCAUUCCUGUGUAACGAAACGGAUGCAAAUGGAAACACGAUAAAGUGUGGGCGCCCAUCGGAUAUAUGGUCACUCGGUUGCAUCCUUUAUCAAAUGGUUUACGGGCGAACGCCCUUUUCGGAAUACAAAACUUUCUGGUCAAAAUUCAAAAUCAUAACGGACCCAAAUCACGAAAUUAUUUACGAACCAUUGACCAACACCUGGCUUUUGGAUCUUAUGAAGAAAUGCCUUGCUUGGGAUAGAAACGAGAGGUGGAGAAUUCCUCAGCUACUACAACACCCUUUUCUUGUUCCUCCACUUCCACCUAAACUAGCCAGCCCAAAAUGCACGUUGUUUCAGCUAAUUGCUGAGUGUAGUGCAAAUGAUGAGAAGGGUUUGAAUCUGUGCUCGCAGCUCCAGAGUAUGGUGAUGGACCCUAGAUCGUUAGUACAAUUCGAUGACUCGUCUUUGUUGUCAAGAAACGAAUUGCGAAAGCUACUUUGUAGAAUUUCUACAGGUUGCUUUCAGCUUCAGGAGCAGCUAGAAAGUUUAUGAAGAUACACACACAGCCAGUUAGCAGCAGUUAGAAUUCUCGACGACUUUUUAUGAUCCAAUUAUGGUUUAGGCUACAUUUAGGACAACCUAAGCAUCAAGCUUAAGUAGUCCGACUUUUUUCUUUCUAUAAAUAUAUGUCCGUUUGAUUAUGCAAGCUAGGUUGUGUUUUAGUCGUUUCUUCUUCUGUGAGGCUGUACAUAUGCAUGUAUUUUGAGAACAUAUAAUGUAUUGAUUUUUGAGAAAAAUAUGUACGACGAAUACGAAAAUGCAAUUAAGUCCUGAAAGCUAGGGUUUUCUCUUUGAGCUCA
Erythranthe guttata (spotted monkey flower) is the source of this 2832-nucleotide messenger RNA. RefSeq names its product serine/threonine-protein kinase MPS1. The record is from RefSeq and is a predicted model, not a curated record. Gene Ontology annotation, cellular component: kinetochore; nucleus. Gene Ontology annotation, biological process: chromosome segregation; mitotic spindle assembly checkpoint signaling; meiotic spindle assembly checkpoint signaling. Gene Ontology annotation, molecular function: protein serine/threonine/tyrosine kinase activity; ATP binding; protein serine/threonine kinase activity. NCBI's taxonomy places the organism in Eukaryota, Viridiplantae, Streptophyta, Magnoliopsida, Lamiales, Phrymaceae.